GAAUACCCAAGGGAAAGCGUAAGAAGUGACUCCGAGAUGAAUCAAUUUUGAAGAAAAAAGGUUGCGACCCAGGGUAACCUCGAGUAGCUCCAAGGAAUUAUGCUGGAACGAAAAGAUGAAGAAACGUUGAAAGUAGCUGCAAUACUCCAUCGUCAAUGGGGUUUAAGAUUCACAAAGGUGGGAAAGAAUCAGGCUGCCAUUGAUGCAUUUCGAAGGGCUUUGGAGGAAGGUGGAGACCAUCUUACCACUCUCAUUGGGCUGUGUGUUGCACUGUUGGAGAAUGGAAAUUAUGUGGAGGCAGAUGAAAUUUCAAAGAAAUGUUUUGCAAUUGAUCCUGGUAAUUACGAGGCAAAAUGGUUGAGAGUGGAGACGCUGUACAAAAUUGGAGAGUUUGGGAGUAGUCUCGUGCACGCCUAUCGAGGAUACCAUCAGCGUCGUUAUCCCUUCGAGAAUGGAGUGUUCUGUGGGAGGGAAGCCCUCGAGAACUGCAUUGGGCGGAAUACGGCUGAUAGCUUGAUGGAGGAGUUGAUACCCUGGAUGAGAAAGUUGGAGGAGCGCCGAAAUUCUCUGAUCGCCAAGUUGUCGAGUGGAGAGGAGAAUGAGUUGGGGUACACCGAAGAGUACACAAAAUUCCGGGUCAACGAUCCUGAAUAUCAACGCGAAUACCGUAUGAAAAAAUUUCGGCGAAUGUUAACAAGAAGAUACCAAGGAUAUCUGGCAGAUGAUACCCUCUUUCUCGAGGGACUCCUUGAGAAUUCCGACUCGGAUUCAACUAAAAAAAGAAGUAACCAACAGUUGUUGGCCCUCAUCCAGAAGCACUUGACGCGAUCGAGUCAGACGACCGAGGUAGCCCGUAUCCAUAAGUCCUUGUACGUGUUUCGUUUCAAGAGACGUGAAAUAACAACACCUGGAUGGAAGAAAUCUCAACUCAAUGAGAGACUAUUACGGAAACAUAAUAUCGUGAUUGAGGUACAUUCAAUGCUGAUGAGACUUCAUGAAGCCAGAGUUGCAAGAAAUUAUCCUCUAUUUUUCAGCUACGUCGACAGAGCAAAGUACAAAUUGGACUCAUACCACACCUCGAUGUUCCCUCAGAAGUCAGACUGCCUAAGAGAACUAUACAAAAUGGUUGCCCAUGCUUAUGUAGACCCGCGGGACGUGACUGGCAUAAAAGAUCCCACCGCAAGAGAGCGUUACCUUAAACAUCACCUUGGAAUACGAGAGGCUGUUCUCCCUCGGGACGAGGACCUAGCGUGGAUCCCUUGCGGGCAGGAAAGAAAGUCGAAACUCGAGGUCUUCCGUCGACGUUUAGCCCUAACGUCUGAGCCCCUUGAGCUAGCGUGGUUGUUUCACGAACUUUCCAAACUCCACGUUGAGACAAAAUCCCUGGAUUUGGCUAGGUUCUACGCAAAAAAAUCCCGGGACUGGAGCACUGACGCUGGCGACGACUGGUGGACACUAAACGCUAAUCACUUACUGAUCCGCAUAGAGAUUCACCAUCACAAUAGGAACGAAGCCAAGGAGGCCGCCAUCUUGUGCUAUUUGGGCGCUAAGAAGAUGGGGUUAGACUUCCUCGCUGAUUUCUACGUAAAAAUCGCCCGAAUUGUCGAUACCAUCGACCUCGAGAGGAUGAAGGGCCUCGAUGGGAUCGCAAUUCGAGAAAAGAUUGUCUCCAAACUGAUGCCCACGGAGAAAUUGAAACGAGAAAUGGACUUUUUACUACAGCGUAUGGACGUUGUCCCCGCCAGACGGCGAUUAUCCAUUGUACCAGGUUGUAAAACAAUCGAUAAGAAGUUCAAACUCCCCUGCAAGAGGAACACAAUUCGUGUCAAGCCAACCAUGAAUCCAAUCAAGGAAUCCCAACGCAUUUUACUGCGUCAGUAUGCUCCAUCACGGAAGAUACCCGGUUGGAUGGAUUUUGAAGAUUAUCGAUAAUCGGAAUUGAAUUCGUGACCGAUCAACCGCGAUGGUUCGCAGCUAUGUCUUGUGGAGAUGGGUAUCUCGCAUUGAAAAUGAUCAUCGAUAAUCGUUGGAUGUAUCCAGGUUUUGUGUAUUACAGUAGGGGCUCUAGUGGAUCCUAUCGCCCGUGAA
Molecule: messenger RNA, 2088 nt
Organism: Diachasma alloeum
Lineage: Eukaryota; Metazoa; Arthropoda; Insecta; Hymenoptera; Braconidae
Product: tetratricopeptide repeat protein 25
Exons: 5
Coding region: 100-1932 (610 amino acids)
Molecular function (GO): protein binding
Source: RefSeq, a predicted model, not a curated record